Mirounga angustirostris (Northern elephant seal) is the source of this 3188-nucleotide messenger RNA. It is a transcript of the gene HPRT1, whose product is annotated as hypoxanthine phosphoribosyltransferase 1. Lineage: Eukaryota; Metazoa; Chordata; Mammalia; Carnivora; Phocidae. Gene Ontology annotation, cellular component: cytosol. Gene Ontology annotation, biological process: GMP salvage; guanine salvage; IMP salvage. Gene Ontology annotation, molecular function: hypoxanthine phosphoribosyltransferase activity; magnesium ion binding. The transcript is spliced from 9 exons. The record is from RefSeq and is a predicted model, not a curated record. Bases 159 to 827 code for a protein of 222 amino acids.
CUGCCUCUGCGCCCGCGGCGGCCUAGAGCGCAGCAGCGAGCAGAUCGCUCGGCUUUCCCGCGUGUCGCCACCUUCUGCGGAACCCCCGCCUCCUCUGCUGCGCCGCCGGCUUCCUCCUCUUCAGGCUGCCGUCAGCCCGCGCGCCCGCCGGCUCCGUAAUGGCGACCCGCAGCCCCAGCGUCGUGAUCAGUGAUGAUGAACCAGGUUAUGACCUAGAUUUAUUCUGUAUACCUCAUCAUUAUGCUGAGGAUUUGGAAAAGGUGUUUAUUCCUCAUGGACUAAUUAUGGACAGGACCGAGCGGCUUGCUCGAGAUGUGAUGAAGGAGAUGGGAGGCCAUCACAUAGUAGCCCUCUGUGUGCUCAAAGGAGGCUAUAAAUUCUUUGCUGACCUGCUGGAUUAUAUCAAAGCACUGAACAGAAAUAGUGAUGGAUCCAUUCCCAUGACUGUAGAUUUCAUCAGACUGAAGAGCUACUGUAAUGACCAGUCAACAGGGGACAUCAAAGUAAUUGGUGGAGAUGAUCUCUCAACUUUGACUGGAAAGAAUGUCUUGAUUGUUGAGGAUAUAAUUGACACUGGCAAAACAAUGCAAACCUUGCUUUCCUUGGUCAAGGAGCAUAAUCCAAAGAUGGUCAAGGUCGCAAGUUUGCUGGUGAAGAGGACUCCUCGAAGUGUUGGCUAUAAACCAGACUUUGUCGGAUUUGAAAUUCCAGACAAGUUUGUUGUAGGAUAUGCCCUUGACUAUAAUGAAUACUUCAGGGAUUUGAAUGUUUGUGUGUCAUACACAUUUCCAGGCUACUGCAUGAGAAGACCAACAUGUGUCUACUGAAAGAUUUGGAUUCCUAUGCUCACCCUCACUUCCUCUCCACUUCUCUGAACCUCACUUUCCACUGAGGGUCCACUUCCAAUAACAUGGGGUAGGUAGUCAGUAAAUGGCAAUUCUUAAAAAAAAAAAAGAUUUAUUUAUUUAUUUUAGGUAGAGAGAGAGAGAGAGAGAGAUGGGAGUGGGGAGGAGGGGCAGAGGGAGAGGGAGCAAGAAAAUCUCAAGCCGACUCCCUGCUAAGCGUGGAGCCUGAGGAAGGGCUCAAUCUCACCACCCUGAGAUCAUGACCAAAAGGACCUAUAUCCAUCCAAAAGGAUCCUUCGCAAAUGAGUGAGAGACAGAGUUUCAGAUAAACCAAAGGUGAGAAAAUGUGUCACCAGCAGACCUUCGUUACCAGAAACCAUUAAAGGGGGACACCUGGGUGGCUCAGUCGUUAAGCAGCUGCCUUCGGCUCAGGUCAUGAUCCCAGGGUCCUGGGAUCGAGCCCCACAUCGGGCUCCUUGCUCAGCAGGGAGCCUGCUUCUCCCUCUGCCUCUGCCUGCCGCUCCCCCUGCUUGUGCUCUCUGUCUCUCUGACAAAUAAAUAAAUAAAUAAAUAAAUAAAAAUCUUAAAAAAAAAACAAAACAAACAUUAAAAGGUGUCCUUCAGACCAAAGAGAAAUGGCGCCAGAAGGAAACCCGGAUGUACAAGAAGGGAUGAAGACUGGAAAUAGCAAGUCAGUGAGUAAGAAAAAAUUAUGCUUUCUUAUUGUAGCUGACUUAAAAGGUAAACAACUCUCUAAUGGAAAGAACAAAAACUGUACACUGGGGUUUACAACAGUUGUGGAAGUAAAAGAUACGACAAGGCGGCACCAGGAAUAGGAGGGCAGGUAUAUGGAACUAACUAUUGUGUUGGAAGGUUAGUAGGUUUGUGAAGUGUCACAUGUAAAGCGAGAAGGGGACAGUUGGAAGUUUGAUGUUUCAGGCGUGAAGUAUGACUCUAAAGAGACUCUCUAAGUGAAAGGUGUGUAUUGUUAACCUAGAGCUACCACAGAAAGUAGCAAAAAGAGGUACAGCUAAGAAGAAAUAGCAGGUAUCACAAAGAGAUAUUUUAUUAACCCCAAAGAGGGAAGGAAAUUCCCCAAUAUGAAUAAAUAAACACACUUCUAAAUAACCCAUAGGCCAAAUAAGAAAUUAUGUGAGAAAUUAGACUUACAAACAAAAUAAAAUCUUUUAAGUAUUUUCCAUAGCCUGCCCCCCCCCCCGCCUCUCUCUCUCUCUCUCUUUCUCUCUCUCUCUCUCUCUCUCUCGUUUCUUCAAAUCCUUGGCUAACUGUUCUCAUAGUGUCCAAUCACUUUGUAAAACAGCUUUCAGCCCAGUUGAUAAGCUAUCAGUUCCACUUUUUUUCCUCUUGGAAAACAACCUUCUGGAGGCCUUCCGUCCCCUGCUCCCAUCUGAACUUGGAGCUCUCAAGGUUUCACACUCGGCUGUCAUGCUGGCAUCCUCCUCCCCUAUCGACUUAGGGAUUCCCUUUGUACUUCUGUGUUGUGUCCCCUGUUUGAUGGAUCCCCUAGCUCUGUCUUAAUUGGUUUACUCUCAUGCUUUGGUUUCUUUCAUUUUUAAUCUAUGUCUCAUUUUAUAGUUUUCCAAUUCCCCCCACAUUUGGAAAGCUUGGCAUUUUCUUCUUGAACAAAAUAAGCAUCAUUGUUUUACGAUCACGCUCGCAAAUUCUGAUGUUUGAAACUCUCCUGCAUUCAUUUCUAUUGGCUGUGAUUUCUACUGGUUCUUGCUUGUAGUGUCUUAAAUUUUUAUGUGUCUUUGUGUUGGACAUUAGAUUUUAGUUUAAAGAAAUAAUUUUAAGCCUAAGAUACUGUUGUUCCUCCAAAGAAGACUUUGAUUUGUUUUCCCUAGGUGCCUGGGGCUCCUAGCUAUCUGAAGUAAACUUAACCUGAUUUGGGGGUGUGAGAUUUUUCUGGGUUACACAGAUGAACGGAAGGCAGGCUGCAAUGCGUGUGAGAUAUGAUUUGCAUCCCAUUCAUCCUUACUGCUAGGGUGUAGCUUUUCAAGAUACCAGUCCAAGGCAGGCAAUGGUUUAACGGGGUCUUUACGUUGGCCUGACCCUGGACUCUGACUUUUGUUCCCUGUCCCUGGGAGGCCACCAGAAGCACUUGGUCUCUCAGCUGCUUCUUCCUGAUUGGAAAAAGUCUCCCUGAGCCAAAGUGACCUGAAGAGCUGUUCUCAUCUCACUGGGUUCUUGUCCUUUCCCGGAUCUUGGCUCGCUACUUUCUCACUGAAACUAUUUUGUCCACCUUUGAUGUCUCCAGUGGGAGUGUUGGUCCGCAUUACCUAGUCUGCCAUUUACAGAAGCUAAAGUCCCUCUUCUUCGUUU